Molecule: messenger RNA, 1255 nt
Organism: Blastomyces dermatitidis ER-3
Lineage: Eukaryota; Fungi; Ascomycota; Eurotiomycetes; Onygenales; Ajellomycetaceae
Product: ubiquinol-cytochrome c reductase subunit 7
Exons: 4
Coding region: 221-838 (205 amino acids)
Biological process (GO): mitochondrial electron transport, ubiquinol to cytochrome c
Source: RefSeq, a predicted model, not a curated record
GCUCCCAACAGGAGCGGCGCAACUUAGCGAUCGACCAUACCCCUAUCACAGAUGAGAGGAGAGCACAGGUAGGAGGGAGCGGGCCCAGCGGCGGCGACUCAAAGUGAUGAUAAGAGCGUAAGCUGGAGACAGUCGAAGUGAGCGCAAAUAGACAGCAGCAAUGGUGUAGAGAGGAGUUGUAAAAGGGAAAAAGCAAGGAAGAGAAGUUGUCAGCGUCUGGAUGAUGUCCCCUCCCACACCCGUCGUCGCCGCCGUUGAUAUUCUCGCUCGCUCUCGGAAGCGGCUCCGGUCACGGGACCGCCGCCAGCUGCCCGUUUUCCCACAGCUGCCCGAUUACUCAGCCGUGCUGGAACCUCAUCUUCCAUCACAAUCGCAUCCAAACAGCAGAACUGUCACUUGCCCACGCCGCCCAUUGCGCUACUCAGAAACCGAUAAUACGCUUGUCGACUGCCCGUCCCUGCUAUACAUGAUGUCCGCUCCUUCUCUCCUCAAACAGAUCAACGCCCGGCCAUGGCUCAAGCGGAUGAUGAUGCCGCUCGCCAACUGGCACGCCAACGCUUCCGGAUACAGACAAAUGGGACUGAGAGCCGAUGACCUGAUCCCAGAAGAGAACGACACUGUCCAGCUUGCACUCAGAAGACUUCCACCCAAGGAAGCCUACGAUCGCGUCUUCCGCAUCCGACGCGCAUUCCAGCUCUCCAUUGAGCAUCAGCUCCUCCCCGUCGAAGAACAAACCAAGCCAGAAGAGGACGUCGAGUAUCUCAGCCCUAUCAUCCGAGAAAUCGAGCGCGAGAAUAAGGAACGGGCGGAACUCGAUAAUCUCAUCAUCAAGCGAUAAUAUAUAUAUAUAUAUAUAUAUACGCCUAACACGGUGUUGGGUUGUGGGUGGAGGUUGGAGGAGACAUUACCUUGGCCGGCGUCAAAAACCAAAAAGAAAAGAAGAAGAAGAAGAAUUUUUGCGCGGGGAAGAUCAGAAAUGAGUUACUGAGUGGGGUUAUGCAAUUUUGACAAAACUCCUCUUCACAUGCCUCUAUCUACCUCUUUUUUCUAUCUUCAAACUCAGAAAUGCGCUAGCCGAGUGGUGUUGGCGAACGGUGGAAAGAUGCGGUUGCCGUGGUUUGUGUGAUUAGGGGUGGAAUGUUAUAUUGGAGAAUAACAGCCACUGUUACUAUUGUACUGUACAGAUCUACUAUACUUUCAUAGAUGGAAUGGGAUGCGUUUUCUUUUGCAAGCAACUAUUAAUAAAAAAAAAAAA